This is a messenger RNA of Phalacrocorax carbo (great cormorant), 1351 nucleotides long. NCBI's taxonomy places the organism in Eukaryota, Metazoa, Chordata, Aves, Suliformes, Phalacrocoracidae. The record is from RefSeq and is a predicted model, not a curated record.
GCAGCAAACACAUCUCAUGCAAAACGCAGAAGAGCAGAAAGGAGAAAACAUUAGAGAAGGGAAAAAGGAAAUACAAUAUUUGAGAGGAAACUAUGCUGCUUGAAGAAGACAUAAACUGACAAUCAAUACGUCUGGCAUUACACAAGCAACAUGUCUAGGCCACCAGGAAGAAAGCAAGAGAAUCACAAAAUAAGCAGAGAACUUCUUGUACUCACAUACGGGGCGUUGGUAGCCCAGCUGUGCAAGGAUUAUGAAAAAGAUGAAGAUGUCAACACCUGUUUAGAUAGAAUGGGAUACGGCAUUGGCGUACGGCUGAUUGAUGAUUUUUUAGCUCGUUCAGCUGUGAGAAAGUGCCGCAGUUAUUCUGAAACCGCAGACAUGAUUGCACAGGUUGCUUUCAAGAUGUACCUUGGGGUCACCCCUAGUGUAAGCUGCAGUAGUGCAGCAGGAAAUGAAUUCUCCUUAAUUCUGGACAAAAACCCACUAGUGGACUUUGUGGAGGAGCUGCCAGCAGAACGAGCAUCGCUUUGCUACUGCAACCUCCUCUGUGGGGUGAUUCGAGGUGCCUUGGAAAUGGUUCACUUAGCAGCAGAAGUUACCUUUCUCCAGGACAGACUGAAGGGUGAUGCUGUGACAGAAAUAGGAAUUACAUUUUUAAGGAAGGCUGAAGACAGAAAGCACAAAAGAAACAAAUGAAAGAAAUAUUGGGAGAAACCCUUGCUGAAGGAUAUUUUGCACCUUUUGUUCCUGAAGAAGACCUGCAGGGUAAAAAUGACUUCUCUGAGCCAGCUGCACCAGUGAUACAUUUGAAAGGUGAAGAGAGACAGGCAGCAAACAGGAGGGGCAGAGCUGGGGGAAGAGCAAUGUUAAUUGUCAUGACUAGAUAUCAGUAUAAAAACUCAAAAUGGCCUGCCCUUUCUUCUCACAUAACCAUGCUCGAGCUCAAUGAAAGCUUUAUCUCAGUAUUUAGUGCACGCUGGAUGCAAAAUAUUCAUUCGGACACCAACUGUCUUGAGCUAAACAUGACCGCCUCUUCCUGUUGUGUUUGUUGGUAAUGUUUCAAAGCAUGGUUGCAAAGAGGUGCUUUAUUUCCCUGGCUGUUUGUGGUUCGGAAUAAUGGAUUCAUCCGCUGUGACUGCUGUAUGCAGUGUCGCACUGUCAGGUACCUGUUUUUAUGCAUGAUGGUUUUCCAUUCUUUGUCCUCCACAUCGGACAUCUGCUCCCUUUGAAACCAGGGAGGGAUGCGGUGUCGCUUGAUGGCAGGAGCUGGUUCCUUACCGCUCUUUCAGGCCCCGCAUGCAGUAUUGCUGGCACGCCUGUUCAGCCCUGUGGAUACAUCAGGCUGCAGCAC